ACUGCGAAUAUGAAAUAAAAUAUGGUGGAAAAUGUCAACAUGAUUUAAAUACUGUUUUUGAGUUUUGUAUUCGUCUUUCUGUUUAUUGCAAAUGUGUUUCAGAACACUUGACAUCAAUUUAUAUGCCUAUUCGGUUCAAAUAUGAAUGACACACUAGAGGACAGUGGCUGCUGUCAGCACUUGAUUUCAGCCAUAAAAACUGUUGGCAUAUCUCUCAAAAACUGUGUUCAUAAAGGACUAACUAACGAUCAAUUUGAUUACAUAUCAGCUCAGUUGAACGGUGCAGAAGACUGUUUAAAAGAUGUGCGAGAAGAGUUCAAGAGGACAUUUCAAUUGACUUUGGAUAAAAAAUUGAAUGCAGAUAAAAACGAUGAAGAAUCAGAUGUCACCGUUGAUCUCACAGAUGAUCAUGACGAUCUUGAUGAGAGUGACGAUGUUGUAAAUGUUAAGAAACCAUUGGUAGAUGUAAAAAAGAUGGAAGAGGACAGAGAUUCGGACGAUACUGAUGACCUGGAAAACUUUGAUGACUUCAAUGUGGAUGAUGUGAUACAGUCUACUCCAGUCAGUGACAAAUUAAAGCAGAAGUCUGUAACAAACCUUGGGUGUUCUAGAGUUAUAAAAACUGAGCAAGAUCCAGAUAGACGUAAAAGUGAAGAUCUCUUUGAAACACCCAAUAGCUCACAACAUGAUCAGCCUUAUAAGUCUGACGAUAACAAAAUUGCUCCAAGAAAAGCAGGUGAUAUUGGUGUUAAAUCGGAAGUUGACUGCAAGGAUGUAAAGGAAAAUGGUAAAGAAAAGCCUGAUAUGUCAGCUUAUAAAGAGUACUUUGAUGCUGUGUUGGGAGACACUGAUGACUUCGAUGAUGAUGACUUUGGAGAGGAAGAUUUCCAGGAGCUUGACGCUGCAGAGAAAAGUUACACCAAUGACACGGGCAGCAACCACACAUCUCCCGACCACACCCCUCCUGAUGUUCAGGUCAUAGAGGAUGAUGAUGAAGAUGCGGAGAACCAGCCCCAAGACAAGAAGUACCUCCAGGUUCUCAAACAAUACUUUGGUUACUCCAAGUUUAGACCGAUGCAGUGGAAGAUUCUACACUCCAUAAUGCUGGACAAACGGGACAACUGUGUCAUCAUGGCCACAGGAUAUGGUAAGAGCCUGUGUUACCAGUUUCCCUCGCUGAUGACGGGGCGAACCACUGUGGUUAUCUCACCAUUAAUUUCACUUAUGCAGGACCAGGUCCUCUCACUACAAGCAGCGAAUAUUCCUUCAUGUUUACUGGGGUCAGCCCAGGAGAAAACGAGGGAGGUCACUGACAAUCUCAUGAGGGGAGAGUACCGUGUGUUAUACAUCACCCCGGAGUUUGCGACGGUUGGUACGGACGUUCUAUCCCGACUGGAUGACUGUGUCGGUAUCGAUCUGAUUGCCAUUGACGAAGCUCAUUGUGUGUCACAGUGGGGGCAUGACUUCCGUGACGCCUACCGCCAGCUCGGGAAACUGCGGGCAUUGUUCCCUAAUGUUCCAAUCAUGGCGCUUACAGCUACAGCCACACCCGAGGUUCGAUUGGACAUCUGUAGAAGUCUUAAGCUGAAAAACCCCAUGGUCACAUGUUCUGGAUUUGACAGACCCAACCUGUUUCUGACAGUGAACCAGAAGUGUGGUGACGUGAAGCACGACCUGACAACACGUAUGGAACAAGACGGGAACAAGCACAGGUUUCCUGGGCCCACCAUCAUCUACUGCCCUACGAAGAAAGACACUGACAUGGUGGCCAAUGUCGUUAAAGGUAUGAAGGUGCCCUGCCUGCCCUACCACGCGGGACUGACCCCAAAAGCUCGAAAAGAGGCGCACAAGAAGUUUGUCAAUGACGAGAUACAGGUUGUCGUGGCAACAGUGGCUUUCGGUAUGGGCAUCGACAAACCAGACUGUAGGAUGGUCAUUCACUACGGAGCCCCAAAGGACAUUGAGUCGUACUAUCAGGAGGUUGGGCGGGCAGGGAGGGAUGGUUUGCCUAGUGAGUGCCAUACCUUCUACACCAACAAGGACUUCAACACUGCCAGGUUUCUGCUGAAGGACAUCCAGAAUGUGAAGUUCAAGCAACACAAGUUGAACAUGCUCACCAAAAUGACCCAGUAUCUGAGUGCCUCCACGUGCAGGAGACGGAUCCUGCUGUCUCAUUUUGACAGUAAAAACUUGGAGCAGGUCGGAGGCACCGCCAACUGCUGUGAUAACUGCAGGAAAAAUAUAGAGAAUAGUCGACAGAAGAGCUAUUAUGACUCCAAGAAUUGGUCAUCCGUCGUGUCCGGUGUUACAUCAAAGACAGAACCUCGGGACUAUGGAAAGGAGGCGGCGACCUUCUUCUCAGUUGUCAAGGCCUUAAAUGGAGGGUUUGGACUGACCAUCACGGUGCUUGUACUGAUGGGAUCCUCCAGCCAGAAGGUGAAACGAUGGACCAACAAUAAGAUCUUUGGCAUUGGAAGUUACAGGAAGGCCGCAUGGUGGAAGGCACUGGGUCACUGUCUUGUGGAACAGGGAUAUCUUGAGGAGGUUGCGUGUGGCCAGGGUCUAUUCGGUUCCACUAUCAAUGUCACAGAGAAGGCUAUUGAUUGGAUGGACCAUGGAGGACAUACAGGGAGCCGGGAUCUCAAGUUUGUACCCAACGCGGAACUAGCUGCUGAGGAUAAACCUGCUGUCACUGUCGCCAUCAGACCAAGUAUUCCAAGUGUAAAUCCACCGUCUCGCCCCGGGCUUUACAAGAGCCACACCUCCCUGAUCUCAGCCUCUAAAGUCAUGCCUGACCCUGUCGCCGCCAUCCGGGCAGCUGCCUUCACCCCACAGAAACCUGCUGUCGAUGAACGCACUGCCAAACUGGAGGCAGACCUGUAUACUCUUUUAAUCAGGCGUAGAAACGAACUCGCUCAACAGACAGGCUUCACCCCACAUUCCAUUGCCAGCAAUAAAGUUCUAUUGGACAUGGCAAAAAUAAGGCCGACCACCAAGCCUGACCUGCUGCGGCUGGAGGAUUUCCCCGAAGCUAAGGUGGAGAGGUUUGGGGCAUCACUGGUCGAGGUGGUGGCCGAGUUCUGUGCCAGUAAUGACCUUUCAACCAACAACUUCCCAAACAUCAACAUCAGCAAGUCAGGGAGUGAACUUCAGGCCGAGAUCUACAACCUGACUGAGACACAGAGGACGUCCUACAUCAUGUUUGCAGUGCAGAAAAAUUCCCUGGAGGAGGUUGCUUCCCGUCGGGGUUUUAAGACGUCCACGAUCAUGUCACACAUGGCCGAGGCUAUCAAGGUCGGCUUGCCCGUGGAGAUAGAGAGAGUCGGGGUCACACCCAACAUACAGGCUCUCGUUACAAGGGCUGUCAGGGGACAAGUUAUAAACUCAGAGAUUAGUCGUUUAACGAAGAUCAAGGACGAGUUGCCGGAGUAUGUCGAGUACAACCACAUCAAGAUUGUGCUGGCCCUGCUGGUGCGCAAGUACGGACAGCGGGUCCUUCCCACGGGGGAGGUAUACCUGGAAGGCAGCCAGUCUACAGACAUGGGAUCACAGUCCCAGGGAUCCAUUGACUUAGAAGUAAACAUUGAUAGCCAGAACUCACAACGUGAGAAGCAGUCCAAGGUAAAUUCCGAGAAUCCCUUUAUGGCCGGUUCCAGUCCUGCUGCUGAUAAUACACAGGGAACCAAGCGCAAACUUCCUGUCUGGAUGUCAUCGGGUAGUCAACCGAAGCUUACCAAAAAAAUGAAGUCAAACAGCUUGUUUAGAUAGCAGUGCACAACAUUUAUCAUGUACCAUAUAUUCCUUGUCAAAUUAUCAUGUACCAUAUAUUCCUUGUUCAAUUAUCAUGUAAAAACGAUGUAAAGGUGUUGUUGUUAUGAGGUAAUUAAUAAAAUUAUCACUAAAUGAUAAGUGAUGUUUCUUUUAUAUGUUAUCUGUUUUUUUUGUGUGUUAUCAGUCAAGAUUACAACCCAUAUGCAUUACAGAGAUGCGGAGACAAGUCCAGAUUAUUGUAAUCGUUAAGACUUUUAAAUUUGAUCGUACAUGUGUUAUGGUCAUUUUGAUUGUGCAUGUGUUAUGGUCACUUUGAUUGUGUGUUAUGGUCACUUUGAUUGUACAAGUGUUAGGGUCAAUUUUUGAUCAAUGAUUUCACAAACCAUUAUAAUUAUAACCUAUUUCCUUAUUUCUGAUGUUGCCAGACUUAUUUACAAUCUUGAUUCUAAAGCUUUGUCCAUGAAACACCAGCUAUUUUAAGCCAUCUGCUGGAUUUUAUCAUAUUGUUAAGCAUUGUCCAUGAAA
This is a messenger RNA of Mya arenaria, 4296 nucleotides long. Its product is annotated as bifunctional 3'-5' exonuclease/ATP-dependent helicase WRN-like. The transcript has 25 exons. Lineage: Eukaryota; Metazoa; Mollusca; Bivalvia; Myida; Myidae. The coding region runs from base 142 to 3768 and encodes 1208 amino acids. The record is from RefSeq and is a predicted model, not a curated record. Gene Ontology annotation, biological process: double-strand break repair via homologous recombination; DNA replication; telomere maintenance. Gene Ontology annotation, molecular function: nucleic acid binding; ATP binding; 3'-5' DNA helicase activity. Gene Ontology annotation, cellular component: nucleoplasm; cytoplasm; chromosome.